CCACAGAGCCGGCCGAGGCGGACAUGUUCUCCAAAAUGGCCACGUACCUGACAGGCGAGCUGACAGCUACCAGUGAAGACUAUAAACUUCUGGAAAAUAUGAACAAACUGACAAGCUUGAAGUACCUAGAAAUGAAAGGUAUUGCAGUAAACAUAAGUAGAAACCUAAAGGACUUAAACCAGAAGUAUGCAGCACUUCAGCCUUAUCUGGAUCAGAUCACUUUAAUCGAGGAGCAAGUAGCAGCUCUGGAGCAGGCUGCCUACAAGUUGGAUGCAUAUUCAAAGAAACUAGAAGCAAAGUACAAGAAGUUAGAGAGGCGAUGAACGCUUCUCCAGCACAAAGACGGACUCCAGGAAUGACUGUGAGGGGGUAUCGACUCCAUAAAGGGAAGC
Molecule: messenger RNA, 392 nt
Organism: Dromiciops gliroides (monito del monte)
Lineage: Eukaryota; Metazoa; Chordata; Mammalia; Microbiotheria; Microbiotheriidae
Product: biogenesis of lysosome-related organelles complex 1 subunit 2
Exons: 1
Coding region: 24-323 (99 amino acids)
Biological process (GO): lysosome localization; endosomal transport
Cellular component (GO): BORC complex; gamma-tubulin complex; BLOC-1 complex
Molecular function (GO): gamma-tubulin binding
Source: RefSeq, a predicted model, not a curated record